Trypanosoma cruzi is the source of this 621-nucleotide messenger RNA. Its product is annotated as signal peptidase type I, putative. The record is from RefSeq and is a predicted model, not a curated record. Gene Ontology annotation, molecular function: serine-type endopeptidase activity. Gene Ontology annotation, cellular component: signal peptidase complex; membrane. NCBI's taxonomy places the organism in Eukaryota, Euglenozoa, Kinetoplastea, Trypanosomatida, Trypanosomatidae. The transcript has a single exon. Bases 1 to 621 code for a protein of 206 amino acids.
AUGGUUUUUUCGGAGAUUUUACACGACGCCACGGCGUUACAUCGGCUGCACGAUCACAGGCUAAUGGAACUGCAAUUUUCUCAAAUGGGAAGGAUAGGUAAGAUUGCACACCAAAUAAAGGGUGUAAUACGUAUGGUGACAGAUUUGGGCGGGUUUUUGCCGAUUUUGUUGACGCUCAGCGCAUUCUUUUUGGGGUGGCGUGCCGUUGGAAUCAUGGCGAACUGCGAUAAUCCACUCGUGGUAGUGCUCUCCGGCAGUAUGGAGCCGGCCUACCACCGUGGUGACUUAUUGCUUCUGCACAAGAUCUCAAAGGUGAAUAUUGGCGAUGUUAUUGUUUUUAGUCUUCCUGGUCGCACCGUUCCCAUUGUACAUCGUGUACAUGGCGUGCAUGAGGACGGCGGCACGUUGUUGUUUCUUACAAAAGGUGAUAACAAUGAACUUGAUGACCGCACACUUUAUCCUGAGGGAUAUCAUUGGGUACGGGACGAGGAUGCUACGGGGAAAGUUUUUGCCAUUAUUCCAAAUGCUGGCUUUUUGACCAUUUUAUCAGAGGACAGACCAUGGAUUAAAUUUCUUGCAUUGUCGGUUGCAAUCUUGUGGGGAUGCAUAUCCGGCGGAUAA